Molecule: messenger RNA, 813 nt
Organism: Brenthis ino (lesser marbled fritillary)
Lineage: Eukaryota; Metazoa; Arthropoda; Insecta; Lepidoptera; Nymphalidae
Source: the annotation of a GenBank genome assembly
AUGCCCUUGCGGUCUGUAGCAAAUGCAUACAAUAUUAGUAAAUCUCACUUGGGUAGACUUGUUAAAAAAGCUAAGGCAGCAGAAGAAGACUUUCGAUAUUGUCCCAAUAUCGGGAACCGUAGAAUUUUUACUGUGGAACAGGAAAAUAAGUUAUCAGAGUAUUUGAAAACAUCAGCUGAAAUAUGUUUAGAGUUAACAACUGUCCAAGUCAGAGAGUUAGCUUAUCAAUAUGCUUUAAAAUUAGGGAUUGCUCCUGAUAAGUGGCAUGUUAACAAAAUAGCAACAAUUGAUUGGUUUAAGAAGUUUUUGAAGCGACAAGUUGCAUUGAAUGUUAAAAAGCCCGAAAACACGCCUUUAGCACAAAGCAAACCUUUUAAUAAAGUCAAUGAGACUAAAAUUUUUAAUAAUUUAGAAGAGUCUUACAAAAAAUUUAAAUUACCGCCAAACAUGGUUUGGAACACCAAUGAAACAGGAUGUACUACAGUCCUUAAUGCACCAAAAGUAGUCGUUGAAGCAGAACUUAAAAGCGUCGGCCAGAUUAGUUCUACAGAGUGUGGAUCCUUGGUCACUAUGUUGGCAUUUGCAAAUGCUACAGGCGGUAGUACUCCGCCAGUUUUCAUAUUUCCGAAGCUUAACUGCCUCGGUGUAGUGGCUGGCAUGUACGGCUCAUCCACAGGUCCUGGGUUCGAGUCCCGGGUCAAGGUUAACCCGGAGUUGGGAAGUUGGCGGUGUUUCAACCCCAUGCCUCGAAGAGCACGUGUCGCGUCGGCCCUGCGCCUUAACUCUCACUGGUGGUGUCGUCCCACCGGAGUA